AUGAGUGAUAGCCAGAACCCUCCAGUGGAGACUGCAAGUGUCAAAGACGACACUACCUCGAAGACACCCAGUAUGGCCGAUAUGCCGCCUAUUGCGGGCACUCCAGACAACGGCAGCGAUUUCUACAACACACCUUUGACAGGAGGAACCCCGGUUCCGAAUACCAGCAACACGGCACCUGAGAGUCAAAUGAAGCAGGAGGAACCUGAAUCAAAGCCUCAAGCAACCCUUCCCGGAUUGAACCUCGCCGAAAAUCCCCAACAGGAGCCUGGCACGAUGCUCACCAAGGAAGAGCCCGCUGCCAAUGAUGAUACCAUGGAGGUUGAGCAGACAGAUAAAAAAUUAAAGGAGGAGGAUACGAAAGAGGAGGAGCACCCAGAGUGGGAGGUCGACUCUUCGCCAUACGAGUCAUCUUCUGACAGCUCCGACUCCUCGGACUCCGAUGAUAGCGACGACGAAGAUUAUCCUAUUCUGACUGCCGAAGAGCAGGCGCGCAUUCUCAUGCAGGCUGAGGCUGGGGAAGAUGAUGACGGAGACAAGGGAAAGUCUGGUGGACAACUUCGGACCGCCAACGAGAUUGAGCAGGAGGUUCUACCAAUCCCCGAUGUUAAGAUCACACCCGAGACAAAGAUCGUGUUCCUCGGCAAGGUUCAAGCUGCCAUCGACAAUGCUGUCCUUAUUGAAGCCAACACCUCUGGAGAAUACCAAGUCCUCGAAUCGGGCUCCUUGCUCUGCUCUGCUGAGCGCAACGUUGUUGGUGUUGUGACGGAAACACUAGGCAGAGUUGAGAACCCAAUGUACACAGUCAUGUACCCUACUGCAUCCGAAGUCCAGGAGAGGGGCUUGGUCAAGGGUAUCGAUAUCUAUUACGUGGAAGAACACUCUACUUUCAUUUUCACUCAGCCACUGAAGGGUAUGAAGGGAAGUGACGCCUCGAACUUCCACGAUGAGGAGGUUGGUGAUGAAGAGAUGGAGUUCUCUGACGACGAAGCGGAGAUGGAAUACAAACGGAAGAUCAAGCAGAAGCGUCAGGAGCGCAAGGAAGCCCGAGACGGUCCCCGCGCAAAGAAGAAUGCACCAGGCCCUUCGAAAUUGAACCAAACUGAGCUUAACUACGACGAUGCUGCAGGCGAGGAGGGAUACACCCCUCUUGCACGUCCCACAAACCUUCACGAGAUGAUGGGUGCUCGCGAAGCCCCAGUCGAAGGCACUGAGCGCGGCGGUUUCCGUGGUGGACGAGGCCGUGGACGUGGUGACCGCGGUCGUGGAGCACGCGGUAGAGGCGGAGCUGGUCGCGGAGGAAGGGAGAUGGAGGACCGUCGUCCUCACCAGCAGGACAGCUCAAGCUACGAGUCCCAGCCUCAACCCCAACCCCAGACUCAGCCCACACCCUAUGGUCAGCCCAUGUACCAGCAGCCUCAGGCUAGCUAUGGGAUGCCUCAGAUGCCCCAGAUGCCCCAGCAUUAUGCCGCAUAUGCACAAUUUGCCCAGCAGCAAGCCCAGAACCCACAAUUCGCACAACAGCAGCAGCCCCAAUUCGGACAGGGUGGAGCACCGGCUCAGUUCCCCUUCCAGUUCCCCUUCCAGCAGGGUUACCAAAUGCCUGGUAACUUCCAGGGUGCCCAUAUCAACCCUGCUUUCCUGGCUGCUCUGCAACAACAGCAACAGUUCCAGCAGCAGCAGCAGCAGCAAUACCAACAACCUCAACAGCCCCAACAACAGCAACAGCAAUUCCAGCAGCCUCAGCAGCAGCAGUAUCCCCAGCAACAGGCCCAACCCCCUGCUAUGAACUUUGACCAGGUCAAAGCUCAGCUGGAUCUGCUGCGGAACCUCAACAACGGAAACCAGGGUCACCAGGGUCCUCCUUCCUGA
Molecule: messenger RNA, 1872 nt
Organism: Penicillium nucicola
Lineage: Eukaryota; Fungi; Ascomycota; Eurotiomycetes; Eurotiales; Aspergillaceae
Product: RNA-binding snoRNP assembly protein NAF1
Exons: 1
Coding region: 1-1872 (623 amino acids)
Biological process (GO): pseudouridine synthesis; ribosome biogenesis; box H/ACA snoRNP assembly
Cellular component (GO): sno(s)RNA-containing ribonucleoprotein complex
Molecular function (GO): RNA binding
Source: RefSeq, a predicted model, not a curated record